UUCUCUCCUGUGCGGCCAUCCACGAACAGCAGAGGCCGCCAAUAGGGUCCUCCUGUACCCACAGUCCGCAAAGGUCUCAUCUAUCGUCAGCAAGAACUACAGAACCGCGUACCAUUUCCAGCCCCGCAAGAACUGGAUCAACGUUUGUGGCCACUAGACCUUUGGUCUCUGCUAUGUUAGAGCAGAUGCGUCUAUCCUGGAUUCUAACUUGUCCUCUUCACCUUAUUCACAUAAUCACAUGACAUUGAAAUUCUCGUGCGGCGACGGCGAUGACACACAGAUCCAAAUGGACCUAUGUACUACAAGGGCGUGUACCACCUCUUCUACCAGUACAACCCCGGCAGCGUGAUCCCGGGCAACAAGACCUGGGCUCACUCCGUCUCCACGGACCUCAUCAACUGGGUCCGGCUGCAACCGGCGCUAGAGCGGACGGAGCCUUACGACGCCAAGGGCUGCUGGUCCGGCUCGGCGACGAUCCUCGGCGACGGCCAGCCAGCCAUCCUCUACACCGGCGCAGACGACGUGAAGAACCAGGCCCAGUGCAUCGCCUUCCCCAGCAACCUCUCCGAUCCCUACCUCCGGGAAUGGACCAAGCCGGACAGCAACCCGGUGAUCCGGCCGGUCGGACCUGGCCUGAACCGGAGCCAGUUCAGGGAUCCGACCACCGGCUGGGCCGGACCGGAUGGGCAAUGGAGGAUAGCUGUUGGGGCCGAGCUCAACGGCUACAGCGCGGCACUCUUGUACAAGAGCCAGGAUUUUGUACACUGGAACAGAGUUGAGCACCCACUUUACUCUUCCAACUCAUCCACCAUGUGGGAGUGCCCGGACUUCUUCGCCGCGAUCCCCGGCAACGGCAGUGGGCUUGACCCCUCCAUGGCGGCCCCGAGCGGCGCCAAGCAUGUCCUCAAAGUGAGCCUAGAUUCAUGUGACAAGUACAUGGUUGGGGUUUAUGAUCUGAAACGUGACGAGUUUGUGCCGGAUACCGUCCUGGAUGACCGGAGGCUGUGGCCGAGAAUAGAUUACGGCAAUUACUAUGCUUCGAAGUCGUUCUUUGACGCGAAAAAGGGGAGGAGGAUCAUAUGGGGUUGGACUAAUGAGUCGGAUAGUUCGUCAGAUGAUUCUGCGAAAGGCUGGGCUGGGAUCCAGGCAAUCCCCAGGACAAUAUGGUUAGAUUGCCAAAGCAAGCAGUUGCUGCAAUGGCCAGUUGCAGAGGUGGAAUCCCUUCGCCGAAAUGGAAUCAGUCAUCAAGGGAUAGAGCUGGAAAAGGGUGGCUUAUUUGAGAUUAAGGGGACUGAUACUUUGCAGGCGGAUGUGGAGAUAGACUUUGAGCCUGAAGCCAUGGACAGCAUUGAUCCUUUUGAUCCUUCCUGGCUCAUGGACACCGAGAAGCAUUGCAGGAAAGUAGAUGCAUCGGUUCAUGGUGGCCUGGGGCCGUUUGGACUUGCUGUACUGGCAUCUGCUAACAUGGAGGAGCACACUGCUGUGCACUUCAGAGUCUACAAAGCAGAGCACAAGUACAUGAUUCUUAUGUGUUGUGAUCUAAGAAGGUCGUCCCUGAGACCAGGCCUCUACACGCCGGCCUAUGGAGGCUUCUUCGAAUUUGACCUUGAAGAGGAAAGGAAGAUAUCUUUGAGAACAUUGAUUGAUCGGUCAGCAGUGGAGAGCUUCGGCGGCGGUGGCAAGGUCUGUAUCAUGGCGAGAGUUUACCCGGCAACGCUCAUCGAAGAUGGAGGUGCUCGUAUGUAUGCCUUCAACAAUGGCACGAGUACAGUCAAGGUGUCGCAGCUCAAGGCAUGGAGCAUGAGGAGAGCACAUGUAAAUGUGAAGAAGGCAUGAAAUACUUGACCCAACAAAACAAAGCAAUGCUGAUUGACAAUGUUGAGUGAUUGAACUAUCUCAUGAUUUUAAUGUUUAACACUUUACUUUUUUUUCCUCCCAUUCAUCACCACUGCUUGACCACUAGUCACAUUGUUGCGGGCUACUUGGUAGUGGUACUGGGUAGAAAUGAAGCAUAUAUUGCUUUUGAGAA
This is a messenger RNA of Brachypodium distachyon (stiff brome), 2029 nucleotides long. Its product is annotated as beta-fructofuranosidase, insoluble isoenzyme 4. Gene Ontology annotation, molecular function: hydrolase activity, hydrolyzing O-glycosyl compounds. The transcript has 7 exons. Bases 295 to 1836 code for a protein of 513 amino acids. Gene Ontology annotation, biological process: carbohydrate metabolic process. The record is from RefSeq and is a predicted model, not a curated record. Lineage: Eukaryota; Viridiplantae; Streptophyta; Magnoliopsida; Poales; Poaceae.